AUGAGUGCAUUAAGGCUUGACAGUUUUGAGUUUGAGGAAGAUGAGGAGCAAAGGAAGGGAAGUUUUGACAGCUCUAAUUCUUUACAUACUGACUGGUCUCUUUCAUCUGAUGGUGUAUCUUUGUUACAUAAAAGUACAGGUGUUCAUAUCACUCAUGAAGGUACAAAAGGUCUUGAAUCAGACUACGGUCUUGGAGAUAUUUAUGUAUCGUUUGAGGAUUUUGAGGUCAAUCCAACUCCACUAGGUCAUGGAAGAAGCUCAAUAGUGUUCAGUGCAAUCCACAAAUUAUCAGGUAAAGCCGUGGCCAUUAAAGAUAUUUAUGUAGGAGAUAUUUUGCAUCAAACUCAACUCUCUGCAGAAAUACACUCAUGGAGACUAACCAGUUAUUGUCCUUUACUAGUACAAUUUCUUGGUGCUUUUAUUAAACCAAACAAAAAUGUGGUUUGUCUCGUGAUGGAGUACAUGGAAUUUGGUACUUUAAGUGACAUUCUUUAUAAGAAUCUGAAUAGAAAUAUUCAAAGUGAUGGAAUCCCAGAAGGAGUCAAGGAAAGCUUCCUGAAGUUUAUUUCAAUACAAAUAGUGGAUGGACUUGCAUAUCUUCAUCAGAAUAACAGAAUACAUAGAGAUGUCAAAUUAAAUAAUAUUCUAAUUAACCAAGAUGGAGCAGUAAAAAUAAGUGAUUUCGGUAUUUCAAAGCUUAUUGACCAAAAUUCCACUAAAGACCAAAAUAAAAACGUCUCCACUUUUGUCGGAACCCAAAUAUAUAUGAGUCCAGAAAGAUUACAAGGUAAAUCGUACUCUUUCUCUAGUGAUAUUUGGAGCCUCGGAAUUUGUAUUUAUGAAUUAGCUGUGGGAACUCAUCCAUUCAAAAAUCUUAGUCUUUUUGAUAUGGUUUAUAUUUUAUGUGAAGAUAAUUCAGAAAAUGGUGAGCCAUUGCCAUUUCUAGAAAAAAUAAUAAAAAGAUGUCCUUUACCUGAACACUUAUACAAAAAUAACGACUUUUAUGCUUUUCUCCAAGGAUGCUUAGAACUAGAUCCUUUAAAACGUCUCACUGCAUUCCAACUCCAAGAUUUCAAAUGGUUAAAUUCUGGUACUUGUAAUCGCUACGAAUUCUUAACCUGGUUACAACAAAUUCGGAAACCAGAUAGCAAUUAA
Molecule: messenger RNA, 1155 nt
Organism: Cryptosporidium ubiquitum
Lineage: Eukaryota; Apicomplexa; Conoidasida; Eucoccidiorida; Cryptosporidiidae
Product: protein kinase NPK2
Exons: 1
Coding region: 1-1155 (384 amino acids)
Biological process (GO): protein phosphorylation; MAPK cascade
Molecular function (GO): MAP kinase kinase activity; ATP binding
Source: RefSeq, a predicted model, not a curated record